Molecule: messenger RNA, 5065 nt
Organism: Phymastichus coffea
Lineage: Eukaryota; Metazoa; Arthropoda; Insecta; Hymenoptera; Eulophidae
Exons: 9
Coding region: 355-4428 (1357 amino acids)
Cellular component (GO): nucleus
Molecular function (GO): protein binding
Source: RefSeq, a predicted model, not a curated record
UGCGUAUAUAUCAGUUGCAUUUAUAGGUUAAGUAUAGGAAACUGUUAAACCGUAUAUAAACCAUAUUAGAGAUAGGCUGUAUAGUUGUAGUACAGUAACAACAGCGUUAACAACAAUGCGCGCUAUGAAGUCUGAGGAUUUACGGUCAUCUAUAAAAACCUAUUCAGCACUACACUGCUAUAAAAGUAAUCAACGUGUAUCUCAUCAUUACAAUAUCGAGACAAUAGAAAAAAAUUAAACGAUGAUUUUUUGAAAAUCUUUUUAUUCGCCAUGAUGCCGACCCUGUAAUGUCGUUAUUUAGUAAGAUCGACAAGAAAUUUUUAUAAACUUUUUUGUAGAAUAAAAUUAAUAGGUAUGCCAAAAAAAGUUGAAAAAUCUGCAGACAAAGUAAGAAGUCGUAAGAAAUUUUCUAUGAGCAUAAAAAAUGGUCGACGUUGGACUUCUCUUAAAAAUCAUUUAGGAAUCCUAACUGAUGAUGAACUCAUUGAAUAUUUGCUUGCUCUUGCUGAUUCUGUGAUUGAUCAAGAAAGCAAAAACUCUCAUGGAAAUGUAGAGUUACAUAAAGAACAAUGUAUCCAAGAAAAUAAUGUGCAAUCAAAUUUUAUUCAAAGUCUUGACUCAAGAGUUUUAAAUAACAAUUUACAAAGGCGCAGUCCAAGGAAAUUUAAUAUAGAUGAUUUUUCUAAAAGUGCAUGUUGUGAAAAAUCAAAAAAUGUGUCUUGUUCUUUACAUAGCGUUGGAAAACUAAAUCAGCAAGAACAGAAAGGUUCUUCCAAAUUUCAUUUGGGAAUAACUAGGACAAAAAGACAUACAAAUAAAUCAAAAUGCCACAGAGAUAAGUUUAAAAAAAAAUAUCAAAAAAUUGAAGAUACAAAUAGUUUAGCUACUACUGGAAAUAAAAUAAUACACAGAGUGACUUUGAAGCUUGACUUAGAGAAUAGCUCUAUGAAUAAAUCUUCAGAUCUACUUGCUAAAAGUGAGACUGAAAAUAUUGGUAAUCAAUACUCUAAAGAUUCAAAUAAAAAUAGCUCAGUUAAAUUGCCAUCAAGUGAAAAUCUUGAGAUUGAUUUACAAUACAGUUCGACACCAAACAUAACGAAGAAUGGCUGUAACAACAUAGAAUCACUCAAUAAUUUCCAACCAUCAGAAUUGACUCAGCCUCUUACAGUAAGUGUUAAAAAUUUGACUAAAAAUUUAAUAGAAAAUGAAGAUAUUCCAAACAGUAAUGGAUUGAAUAACUCUUAUGAAAAUAAGAAGGAAUCCAAUAAACAAGCUUUGUCAGAAGAAUCUGACAAAGCUUAUCUAACAGAUCAAAUAUCAUCCACCUGUGACAGUGAUGAUGAAAAGUAUCAGGAAACUACUAAUAUUACAAAAAGAUUUGACGUUUCAAAGACCUCACAAAAUGAUGUAAUAACAUAUACUCAUACAGAGAUGACUCCACCACUAGUUGACUCUAAAUCUGAAGAUAAUAGUUAUGUUAUUAAGGUGGACACUGGGGCAUCGACCCUAGUAAAUAAAGUUUGUAAAAUUUGUAAUUCCAUGCAUUCACAAGAUGCAUGUACUGUGAUGAAACCAGAAUACAUAAUUGAAGAUUCCAUAUCACUUCUAAAUUGGAUAAAUAAAUACAAAAAUAAUUCUGAAGUGGUAAACAUAAUUGAUUCAAAUGAGCCAAUGUCAAAAGGAUAUUGUAAUGGAGAGAAUUAUAUUUUUGAACCCAGUGAAGAGAGAGUCAAACAGUAUGAUGCAAAAUGUGAUAUACAGUAUGAAGAAAAACAAGAGAACAUCUACCCAGAACGGCCUCUUUACUCAAGAGAAUCUCUUCCUUACUGCUUAGAAUUAAAAAUGUCAAAUAUGGAUCAUGGUCUUGGAGUAUUUACUAAAAAUUCCUUACCAGUUCAUACUCAAUUUGGUCCUCUUAUUGGACAAUUUAUCCAAGAAAUGGAUAUACCUGAUGAUUACUCUAUGAAACACAUUUGGCCGGUUUCGACGAAUAAUAAAACCCAGUAUAUAAGCACUACAAAUCCUUUAAAAAGUAAUUGGAUACGUUAUAUAAGACCAUCUGAAACUGAAGAUUCAAAAAAUGUAAAUAUUGUGAAAAAAAAUGAUCAGUUAUUCAUUAUUACUUGUAAGAUGUUAAAGGCCGGUACUGAAUUGAUUUACUGGCUGGAUUCAUAUUCGGAUUCUUGGACAAGAAAAAAUAAAAUGGAUAAAAUGAAUUGCGGAGGCUGUAAUCUAAAGUUUUCUCAUCCAAUUUACUAUCGCUUACACUGCUGUAUUUUUCAUGAUACCAAUUAUAGCCUCACGAUCAGGAAAUACCAUUGUAAGGUUUGCGGUGCUGCAGUUUUGGGAAAAGAUAACAUUAUGAAACAUGCUGCUCAAUUUCAUGCAGGUCGUGGUGCAUAUCAAUGCCAAUAUUGUAAAAAAUUUUUUUUAAGGCUCAAUUAUCUCGAAAUGCACAGAACAUAUGGUUGUUCGAAAAAUCCUCAAAGGUCCAGGCCAUUAUGUGAUUUUUGUGGUCGUAAGUUUUGUCAGCCUCAAAAACUUAAAGUUCAUAUAAAAAGGAUGCACAGUGAUGCGUCUGAAGUUCUUGAAGAAUUUCAGUGUAAGCUAUGUUCUAAAUUGCUCGGUUCUCGUGCAGCACUUCAACGGCACAUGAAAGAAGUUCACCACAAAGACGUGGUUGGUGCUGCGGCUUGCGAUCGUUGCGGCAAAACAUUCCAAAACAAAAGCAAUUUGAAAAUUCAUAUGUUGACCCAUAGUGGAGUGAAGCCUUUUAAAUGCAAAGAAAAUGAGUGCAAAGCUGCUUUUACAACAAAACAGUGUUUGCAGUUUCACUACAAAAAAGUUCAUGGGCUAAGCGACGAAAAGAUGCCAAAAAUUGAACGGUCAAUUGCUUAUACCUUUGACGCUUACAGCGGGGGCUUGGUAGAAGAUCUCGGUCGAGGCAGAAUACCGAAAUUCAAUUCUAAUGAAAAAGAGGAAUACAAUAACAGUUUCGAGCUUGAGGACGAUGACACUGAUAAAAGCCAAGAUGCAGUCAUGUCAUCAUCGCGAAAACUUAGAAAAAGAAAUAAGAAAGUGGCCAAAGAGCCUAGUUCGACUGAAUUAAAUAGACUAGAAACAGUCGAAUCCUCGGCUGAGAGCGCUGAAACCAAUUCGGAUAUUCAUGAUCGGGAAUGUACAACAGAAGAGAUUGAUAAAGUUGAUAAACAAUGGACCAACAAAUUAGAUACUGAAUCUACGGCAGUUUUGAGUCCGGAAACAUUCAAUAUCGAUACCAUUCAAAGUAAUGUACAAGAGAACGGCGAAGCUCCAUCGGCUUAUCCAAUUGUAACAAACGAGGAAAAACUUGAGACGCCUUCGUGCAAACGGCAAGAGAGUUAUAACGCGAGUUUGUUAGUUGAGGCAGCACUCGAUGCCGCUGAAAGAGACAUUGGAGUUGUUUCAAUUCCAUCUUUAGAGGAUAACGAUCAAGCAAAUGCUGAUUUAUACUCUGUUCCAAAUGAACUUGGCUUUAAAUCGACUGAUUAUCAAGUGGCGCAUGAGCCAAAUAGUUCAAACGUAGACUCUUUUGUGAACGAUGAGCUCGUAAUGGCUCCAGCGGUUAUUCCGCAUGCCAGACAGGCUUUGACCAUGAAUGCCCAAUACCGAUCGUCCGGGUAUGUUAGUAUGCCUAGUAGAUUACAUGGCAUCGAACAAUACCUAGAACAAGAAAUUUUAACGUCUCCUCGAUAUGACGAAGUCAAUAGUUUCCAUUCAAAUGCCAAUUUUCAAAUACCACCUCAACCACACCGGUUAACAGUUGAUCCGAUAUCUAGCAAUGACAGUGAUUCUGCAGUUCAAAAUUUGAGUUUAUCGGUUAAAGAUAAAAAUAUUCAACAGAUAGAGACGUCUAAAUUUGAUUAUAAACCUGAUUACAAUUUAGUAAGUAAAGCAAGAGUGAAGUUCGAGCCUUUGGUCGUGCAAAGUGCAAGAGAACAAGGGUUAGAUAUGUCAGCCAGAGGAUAUCAAAGGACGUCUGAGUCUCAAAUGCAAAACAGUAAUCAUCUUCACCAUUAUCAUCAUCACCAUCACAACCCAUACAAGACUGACGAAAAUGAACGGCAUGGUGUUGAUUUAAGCAUAUCAGCUCCCUGCGUAUCUCCUUCUUACACUUCGAUUUAUCCUUCUUAUCCUCACGUCGACGUAUCGAGAGUUGUUAAUUUAGAGCCUACGUCAAGAUCUCAUCAGCUACAUACAGCUGUCUCUCGCAUAAUAGCCAGUCCUUUACCAGAAACAUUGCUAACAUCGUUUUCAUCCGACACUACAGAAGUCCGCGUUCUACCUUCUUCGCCAUCUCCGAUAUCCACAUACAAUACAUCAAGUUAUUCUAUAGGUACCGGUUAUCACACUACUCGAUCCGGAUAUCAUUAUUGCAACUACUAUUAACGUAAACAGUAUUCAUUUGCAUAAUAUUAUUUUUCAAGAAGAAUUAUCUUCUUUAUUCUAAGGCAUGUAUACUUACGAUGUUUGCAUUUUUUCAAGGCAGAUGUCAUGCACAUCACUACUGACUUGAGCGGUCUCAACUUGAAAACGGGUACAACUAUUUGUCUUCUAUUUUUAAUUAUUUAUACAGUUUUCUUAUACUUUUUGCUUUAUUGUAGAAUUUAAUUUACUUCUUUACUUUAAGCAAGCCAAUCAACUUAGCUAGAAUUAACUUUAUAUUUUAUUACUUUAUCUUCUGACUGUGAUUAUAUGUUAGAAUAUUUUUUUACGUGAAUUUUAUUUAUUUCUAGUCAUUUUUUGCUAGUCACCGUUAACAUUUCAAUUUUAUUAAACGCUGUUGAAAUAAUGAAUCGACAUUAAAUUAUAUAUUUUUAUAAUUUUUGAUAAAUUCAAAAAUUAGAAGUAUAUUAAAAGGAUUUUUUUAUACUGAAAUAUUUAAUUGAAAGGAAAAUUAUCAUAAAAGCAGUUUCAAAUAAAUUUGUAAUGGAAAAAUCAAUGAAAAUGUAGAAUGUUGUGAAUCUGCGCGUGACCGGUGACGUCACGUAUACUUAUGCGAUCAUUUUAUUACACCUGUGAAAUU